Mycotypha africana is the source of this 915-nucleotide messenger RNA. Its product is annotated as trimeric LpxA-like protein. The record is from RefSeq and is a predicted model, not a curated record. Bases 81 to 647 code for a protein of 188 amino acids. The transcript has 6 exons. NCBI's taxonomy places the organism in Eukaryota, Fungi, Mucoromycota, Mucoromycetes, Mucorales, Mycotyphaceae.
UGUGCUUGUUCCUCUUUACCUUAUCUUCUUUUUUCACGGUAUUAUCAAACAAUUAAAUCGAAUAAGCCAAAUAAACAAAAAUGGAGGGACCCAUUGUUUAUUAUAACCGAGCAGAGUAUAUUGAAACAGACACUGGAAAUAAAGUGAGCCGAAAAUCUGUAAUUUGUGGAAGCCAGAAUAUUAUCCUUGGUGGAAAAACGAUCAUUCAAACAGAUUGUGUCAUCCGAGGUGAUCUUCGUAGAACGGGAGGAGGACAUGCUGUCGUCAUUGCCAUAGGAAGAUAUUGUUUAUUGUCACAGCGCUCUAUUAUUAGACCACCUUUCAAAACGUACAAAGGGAUUUUCAGCUAUUACCCGAUGAAAAUAGGGGAUCAUGUGAAAAUUGGAGAAGGAAGUAUCGUGGAAGCAGCAACGAUUGGAUCCUAUGUGAACAUAGGCAAAAAUUGUAUAAUUGGACGAUUUGCAAUUAUCAAAGAUUGCUGCUGUAUAACAGAUAACACAAUUAUACCACCCAAUACAGUAGUACCGUCCUUUAGUGUGUAUUCUGGCUCACCUGGAAAAUGUCAGGACGAAUUGCCGGAAUGUACACAAGAACUGUAUGAGAAUAUGACCAAAGAUUACUAUACCAAAUUUAUGCCUCAAGAUUAAGACUCGUACUAUAAAUGAUGUCUUCUCUAUAGACAUAGUAGAAAUAUCGGCCUUUUUUUAAUGAAGAUAGAAGCGUUACUGCUGGUUCAUUUCAAUUUGAGCUGGUUCUACUUUUUUUCUGAGUGCUAAACAUGACACCUUAACAAACAUAACUCUAUGAAUCGCCCGAGCUUACGCUCAAUAAACUUUUCUACGCUUAGUUCGCCUCCCACUUCUAUUAUAUCACCAAUAAGAAAUGCAUCCAAAAGGAAGCUGCCUUGAUUUGAAA